Messenger RNA from Solanum verrucosum, 2037 nucleotides. RefSeq lists its product as uncharacterized. Gene Ontology annotation, molecular function: nucleic acid binding. The transcript has 8 exons. The record is from RefSeq and is a predicted model, not a curated record. NCBI's taxonomy places the organism in Eukaryota, Viridiplantae, Streptophyta, Magnoliopsida, Solanales, Solanaceae. Bases 1 to 2037 code for a protein of 678 amino acids. Gene Ontology annotation, biological process: DNA integration.
AUGGGAGCAAGCAUUGAAGAGAGGUUGACUGUUGAAACCUUAGUUGCAGUGCUGAUGAAUUUUGAUGCUGAUUUCCGGUCUGACUAUGUAAAGACCGUGAAUGCUUUGCAGGGUAUGGGAGCACACUCUUAUGCUCCAAAGAAAUUCGACAUGGAUUUGAAAAACAGGCCAAGUCCUCUAGCAAAACCAUCCAUUGAGGAGCCACAUAUGCUGGAACUGAAACAGUUACCCAGUCACCUGAGGUAUGUAUUUUUGGGAGCUAACAACACUUUACCUGUGAUUUUGGCUGUAGAUUUGAAUGAUGAACAGGUCCAAGCUAUGACCAAAGUGUUGAUUAGGUACAAAAGUGCCAUUGGGUGGGCCACUGUUGACAUCAUCGGGAUACCUCCGGGUAUAUGCACCCAUAAGAUCCAACUUGAGGAGGACUGCAACCCAAGCAUUGAACACCCGAGGAGUCACUGGGUCAGGCCAGUGCAAUGUGUUCCCAAAAAGAGUGGUAUGACUGUGGUCGCGAAUGCAAAGAAUAAGCCGGUCCCACAAAGACGAGCUACUGGAUGGGCCCUACAGAGAUGUAUGGAGGAAAAUCUAGUGUUGAACUGGGAGAAGUACUAUUUCAUGGUCAAGAAAGGCAUAGUACUUGGACACAAGGCGUUUCAUCAAGGACUUCUCCAAAAUUGCACACCCAUGUGCAAGCUUUUGGAGAAGGAAGUGAAAUUUGUCUUUGAUGAGGCAUGUCUCAGAGCCUUCAAAUGCCUAAAAAAUAAAUUGAUUUCUACACCAGUGAUCAUUGGCCCAGAUUGGGCAGAGCCAUUUGAGGUAAUGUGCGAUGCUAGUGGUAUUGCUUUAGGAUUUAUGUUGGGGCAGAAGCGCAACAAGAUGUUUCAUCCGAUUUACUAUGCUAGUAAGUUACUGAAUGGGGUACAACGAAACUACACAGUUACUGAGCAGGAACUACUGGCGGUGGUGUAUGCUUUCGAAAAAUUCAGAGCUUACUUGCUGGGUACUAAAGUGAUAGUCCAUACGGACCAUGCAGCUUUGAGAUACCUCAUGGAAAAGAAGGAUGCCAAACCAAGGUUGAUCAGAUGGGUGUUACUUCUUCAGGAGUUUGAUUUUGAGGUUAAGGAUAGGAAAGGUUGUGAGAACCAAGUGGUAUUAGCUGCUACUUUUGAUCUUAUUCCUUGGUUUGCUGAUUUUGCUAACUUUGUUGUUAGUGAUUUGAUGCCGGAGGGGCUGGCAUAUCAACAAAGGAAGAGGUUCCUACAUGAUGUGGCUAAAUAUUUUUGGGAUGAACCUUACCUAUACAAGGUGUGUGAUGACAACAUCAUCAAGCGAUGUGUUCCUGAAGCUGAGAUGUUGCAUAUUCUAGAAGCCUGCCACUUCUCUCCGGUAGGUGGUCAUCAUGGAGGUGCUCAGAUAGCCCACAAGAUACUUCAGUGUGGGUACUACUGGCCCACAAUUCAUCAGGAUGCAAUGGACAUAGUUGAGGCAGUUGCUUUGUCUGAGAGUGAUGGCAAAAGUGUUGCUGGUUUUCUGAAGAAGAAUAUCUUCUCAAGGUUUGGCACAACUAUUAUCAGUGAUGGCGGGUCCCAUUUCUGCAAUAAGGUAUUCAGUUCUCUUCCGGCUAAAUAUGGAGUUAAACAACACAAGGUAGCAACACCUUAUCACCCACAGACUAGUGGCCAAGUGGAGGUCUCUAACAGAGAAAUUAAAGCAAUUCUGGCUAAAACGGUGAAUGCCAACAGGACAUAUUGGGCACGAAAGUUAGAUGAUUCUCUAUGGGCAUAUCGAAAAGCUUUCAAGAUGCCUAUUGGAAAAUUGAGAUCCAAAUGGUCUAGACCUUUUAAGGUAACACAGGUGUGUCAGUCAGGUGCUAUUGAGCUAGAAAAUGAUAAUGGCGUAAGGUUCAAAGCCAAUGAGGGAACUGCAAUGUCCGAAAGCGGAUCUCAAGAAUAUGCUACCACUUCUCCACCUGUAGUAGUACCAGAGGCUGCAAUUGGAGCUCAGACAGCGACAUCUGCUACGGAGGGGGAUGAUUAG